This is a messenger RNA of Mangifera indica (mango), 889 nucleotides long. RefSeq names its product B3 domain-containing protein REM16-like. NCBI's taxonomy places the organism in Eukaryota, Viridiplantae, Streptophyta, Magnoliopsida, Sapindales, Anacardiaceae. The record is from RefSeq and is a predicted model, not a curated record. Gene Ontology annotation, molecular function: DNA binding.
AUGGGAGAAGCAUGCAAUGAAUGCUGGAGUUGGGAAGAGGAAAUAUUGAGCCAUUUCAAAUGUAUUCAUUUCAUUCAAUAUCUGCAUGCUGGUUUUGAUCAGCAGCUUAUGGAAUUGCUGACCAUCCCUGAAAAGGUUUCUAGAAAUCUGAAAAAGAAGCUACUAGAAACCGUAUCUCUGCAGUACAUGGAGUGUAGAAGUUACAGCAAUGAUAAUGCCUUGUACUUUAGUCAUGCUUGGCCAGAAUUUGUCAGAAUUUAUCUUCUAAAAGAGAAUGAUAUGGUGAUCAUUAAGUACAAUGGAGAUUCACGUUUUGAUGUUCUAAUGUUUGAUGGACAAAGCCAAUGUGAGAAGGCAGCUUCUUAUUUUGUAAGAAAAUGUGGGUAUACAGACAAUAUUAGGGGAUGCCAAACCAAGAGAAAGCGUGGAGCAAAUUCCCUGGAAGUAAUUCCUACCUCCUCACACAGUGAUGUUGAAGGUACUCCACUAAAGAAAACAACUAAUGAUGACAUUAACAAAACACCAGUGGAACAACCAAUUGUCUCACUAGCUUCUAGCUAAGGGAUUAGGAGGGGAAAUAGUUCUAUUAAGCCUGUUCAUACCAGGCGAAGUUUAAGAAGCAAGGCACUAUUAACCAAUUAUGCUAUGAAACUAAUAGGCAAACAUGGUACUCCUGUUCACCUCUUCUUCUUUUUCUUCUUCACAGCACAUAUAAUGUUUUCAUAAUCAUCAUUGAACGAAUCUCAUCAUACACUUUCUGAAGUUAUUCUAAUUUGCUGUAAAAUGAUGUUCAACUACUGUGUGAAUGUAGACCAUUUUAUUAUUGAAUGUUUUGACUUGAGGAAACAUUAUUAUCUGGCUGGUUUAUUUGCUUGAUUAUUUAUUUUAU